AUGUUAUUGGCACGGGUGUGGUCGUCUUCUGAUAGGCAUGUAUGUAAGUGAGUGUGUGUGUGUAAAGCAACUUCAUGAGUGUGUUGGGAUAGGGUCGUCACCUGGUGUGUGUUGGUUUGAUUCCAGUUUUAUUAUACACGUGGGGACCAGAUGUUCCCAAAAAUAUAAUUAAAGCUGACGACUUGUUCUUUUUGCCAGUCUCCACAAGGAAACAGGCUAUUUCUGGCUUUGUAAAUUUGGGAUUACGGUUAGAAUUGGGCUUAGUCUUUUUUUCUUAGUAUUCAAAAUGGUCAUUAGACUUAAGGGAUAGGGAAUGGAAGAAAUCUUUUUUUCUAAGUAUCCUGAUCUUUUAUAUGAGUACCAGUAAACUAAUAGGCAUAGGGUUAUAGUCCAUGAGAAUAUCAGGAAUUCGGUUAUUUUCAUGUAGUCACAGAUAGCAACAGACCCGCCUUUGGUAAGCAAUACGAAGUGUGUUCCAAGUCCAUCGUAGUCAUAUCCUAUCUGUCCCACUACACUACCACACCCCAUUGUCUGGGAGAUACAGACUUACAAAACGUCAAGUCACUCUAUAGACCUGUCCUGCUAAACGGAUACAGAAAUCAGUUGCCCAGAACUUCACCUCAACUGCAGUCACUCUGUCAGCCUCUUCAUGGAAGAUCUACUGAAGUACAACUCCUCCAAGAGGAAUUCAGAGGCAAUGUGGUGGGGGACACUUGGCACUGUGAGGCCCUUCCCCAACUUCAAUGCAGAGAAGGAUGCCCGUGUCAUUCAAAAUGCCUUAGAGAGCAAAGGCAGUGAUUUGAACACCCUGGUGAGAAUCCUUACCAAUCGAAACAAUGCCCAAAGACAGAGCAUCGCACAGUCAUACCAUAACCUCGCAAAGAAGGAGCUGUGCCCUGCCCUGAAGAAAGCUCUGUCAGGGGGGCUGGAGCAACUAAUACUGGGGUUGAUGAUGACUCCCUCUCAGUUUGAAGCCCAUCGCCUCAGACAGACCAUGGAGGGUAUUGGUACAGACGAAGAGGGUCUUUUGGCAGUGCUCUGCACCAAAACACCACAGCAGCUUAAAGAUGCCACUACUGCCUACAAACAGGAGUUUGGACGUUACUUGGAGAAUGACCUUAUCAGUGAGACUAGUAAAGACUUCACAAAGCUGGUAUUGGCCAUACUGAAGAAGGAGGAGCUGAAUUCAAAGGAGAAUGUUGAUUAUCAUCUCAUUAACCAGGAUGUCAAGGCAUUGAAUGAUGCCUUGAAUGGAAAGAAAAAGGACCCAGCCCCCUGGAUUCAGGUGUUAACAACUCGAGACUCAAACCAUCUCAGCAGAGUGCUGUCUGGGUUGGAGGAUUUGAGAGGGGAAACUGUGGAUAAAACAGUUCAGAGUCACUUCUCUGGGGACCUGAAGGUUGGCUUCCAGACCCUGGUUCGCUCCAUUCCAAGUAUUCCUUUGUUUCUGGCCCAGCGGUUAAACAACAACAUUAAGAAAAGCAAUCUGGUGAUGGGAAUCCUUAUCAGUCACAGUGAGGAGGACCUUCUCUGCGUGAGAAUCGAAUAUCGCAAACUGACCAACACUUCACUCUACUCUACAAUACAGAAAGAAUACAAAGGGGAGAUGCAGCAGGCUCUUCUUGCCUUGUGUCGAUCUGAAGACAUCUGAAGGAAGACUUUGCUCUACAAAUAGUGCCUAUUAGUGUCUGUUCUUAUUUUUAGCAUAGAAGUGGUGUAAUGUCAUUACACAUUGUGCAUGUCUUGGCUAUUUCAUCACAUAUUGCGAUUUACACAAGUCUGCAUCUCUCAAUGUGCUUUUCUAUUAUCGAUACCUAACAGUGGCAAAUGCCUCAGACUUUUGUUCCUACUUCUGUGAAUUUCUCUGUGUGUGUGUCUAAGGGGGAACAACAAAUGUAGACAGGGCCCAGGGGCUUCAAAGUGUCUUGGCUGUCUCCCUGUCUUUGUCCUAAUCCCAGGACAAUGUCAUCCCCUACCCUAUUCACCUACCUUGCCCCCAUAACCAAUGGGUGGAUCUAUGGACUGUAAAAAGAGAACCACUUUGAUCAUAUGACUGUUUCUAAUACCCUUAUAUAGUCCCAUCACCCAGACCUGUCAUUUGAUUGUUGUUUCCCCCAAACUCAGAAAGAGUUGAAUAAACAGGUUUUGGAGUUA
Molecule: messenger RNA, 2154 nt
Organism: Esox lucius (northern pike)
Lineage: Eukaryota; Metazoa; Chordata; Actinopteri; Esociformes; Esocidae
Product: annexin A2
Exons: 13
Coding region: 650-1651 (333 amino acids)
Cellular component (GO): cytoplasm
Molecular function (GO): calcium ion binding; calcium-dependent phospholipid binding
Source: RefSeq, a predicted model, not a curated record